Molecule: messenger RNA, 1209 nt
Organism: Triticum aestivum (bread wheat)
Lineage: Eukaryota; Viridiplantae; Streptophyta; Magnoliopsida; Poales; Poaceae
Product: cytochrome c oxidase subunit 1-like
Exons: 3
Coding region: 1-1209 (402 amino acids)
Biological process (GO): electron transport coupled proton transport; mitochondrial electron transport, cytochrome c to oxygen
Cellular component (GO): respiratory chain complex IV; membrane
Molecular function (GO): cytochrome-c oxidase activity; heme binding
Source: RefSeq, a predicted model, not a curated record
AUGACAAAUAUGGUUCGAUGGCUCUUCUCUACUUACCACAAGGAUAUUGGGACUCUCUAUUUCAUCUUCGGUGUCAUUGCAGGAGUGAUGGGCACAUGCUUCUCCGUACUGAUUCGUAUGGAAUUAGCCCGACCCGACGAUCAAAUUCUUGGUUGGAAUCAUCAACUUUAUAAUGUUUUAAUAACGGCUCAUGCUUUUUUAAUGAUCUUUUUUAUGGUUAUGCCGGCGAUGAUAGGUGGAUUUGGUAAUUGGUUUGUUCCGAUUCUGAUAGGUGCACCUGACAUGGCAUUUCCACGAUUAAAUAAUAUAUCAUUCUGGUUGUUGCCACCAAGUCUCUUGCUCCUACUAAGCUCAGCCUUAGUAGAAGUGGGCAGCGACGCUGGGUGGACAGUCUAUCCGCCCUUAAGUGGUAUUACCAGCCAUUUUGGAGGAGCAGUUGAUUUAGCAAUUUUUAGUCUUCAUCUAUCAGGUAUUUCAUCAAUUUUAGGUUCUAUCAAUUUUAUAACAACUAUCUUCAACAUGCGUGGACCUGGAAUGACUAUGCAUAGAUUACCACUUUUUGUGUGGUCCGUUCUAGUGACAACAUUCCUACUUUUAUUAUCACUUCCGGUACUGGCGGGGGCAAUUACAAUGUUAUUAACCGAUCGAAACUUUAAUACAACCUUUUUUGAUCCUGCAGGAGGGGGAGACCCAAUAUUAUACCAGCAUCUCUUUUGGUUCUUCGGUCAUCCAGAGGUGUAUAUUCUCAUUCUGCCUGGAUUUGGUAUUAUUAGUCAUAUUGUAUCAACCUUUUCAAGAAAACCGGUCUUUGGGUAUCUAGGCAUGGUUUAUGCCAUGAUAAGUAUAGGUGUUCUUGGAUUUCUAGUUUGGGCUCAUCAUAUGUUUACUGUGGGCUUAGACGUUGAUACGCGUGCCUACUUCACCGCAGCUACCAUGAUCAUAGUUGUGCCCACAGGAAUCAAAAUCUUUAGUUGGAUCGCUACCAUGUGGGGAGGUUCGAUACAAUACAAAACACCCAUGUUAUUUGUUGUAGGGUUCAUCUUUUUGUUCACCAUAGGAGGGCUCACUGGAAUAGUUCUAGCAAACUCUGGGCUAGACAUUGCUCUUCAUACCAGCAUAAUCAUUCUCCCAGCAAUGCAACAGAAAGAGGGAUCAAGAACUGCUUAUUGUUAUGCUAAUAGCCUAACACACUUCUUGAUGGUGAAAUAG